Penicillium taxi is the source of this 765-nucleotide messenger RNA. RefSeq names its product PRP38 family protein. The transcript has a single exon. The coding region runs from base 1 to 765 and encodes 254 amino acids. Gene Ontology annotation, cellular component: precatalytic spliceosome. NCBI's taxonomy places the organism in Eukaryota, Fungi, Ascomycota, Eurotiomycetes, Eurotiales, Aspergillaceae. The record is from RefSeq and is a predicted model, not a curated record.
AUGGCUACUCACCGUGCUGAUGCUAGCCAAUUCCUCGAUACUCGAGGAUACACCGGUCCACUUGUGCGCGGUGUCAACCCCGCUACACUUUUUGAGAAAGCCGUACGAGAUCGCAUCACAGACUCCUUCUACUUCAAGGAGCAAUGUUUCGGUUUGAAUGCAGCCACCCUUUGUGAUCGUGCAGUAGAAAUCAGCUUUGUUGGUGGUACAUAUGGUGUCUCAGAGAAACCUUCGCCAUUUAUUUGCCUCGCCUUCAAGCUUCUACAACUCCAUCCGGAUCGAGACAUCGUCCUCGAACUCCUGAACUUCUCCGACCCUGGUAGCGAUGGUGAUGAGGAUGGCGAUAAUGCCGAAGAUAGUGUGAUCAAAUCUCGGGGCGAUUUCAAAUACCUGCGUGCACUGGCAGCAUUUUACGUGCGACUCACCUUCGACGCGGUCGAUGUCUACAAGACGCUGGAACCGCUUCUACUCGACUACCGAAAAUUGAAGCGCAGGAUGCGUGAUUCCUUCACCCUUACAUUUAUGGAUCAGUUUGUGGACGAUCUCCUCACCAAGGACCGUGUAUGCGGUACCAGCUUGUGGAAGUUGCCUUCACGAGAACAGUUGGAAGAUGCUGGGUUGUUGGAUGAACGAAUCAGCCCGCUGGAGGACGAACUGGAUGACCUUGACGAGGAUAGUGAAGAGGAAAAACGAGACGAGGAAGAACGAGAUGUCGAUCGUGAUAGAGAUCACAGUGUCGAUCGCGGAGACGAGGGCGAUGAUUGA